GGGCGGAGGAGGAGGGAGCGCGGCGGCGUUGCGGGCGUAUCAGCCGGUGCUGGACUAUGGUGCGGCUCGGCGGGGGCUGACACGCCGGUACUCCGUCCCUCCGUCUUCCUUCCCUGUCCGCGGGCAGGCGGCGAGCGCUGAGCAGCAAGUGUGGGAUGUGAGACCUGCCCUCUCCGGGGGAGCAUGAGCUGUGCCCAGGCCGGCAUUGUCCAGGAAUUGAUGCGCUUACAAUUGGCGGGUCAUUAUGCUGCUCCACCUGUGUAGUGUUAAGAAUCUGUACCAAAACAGGUUCCUGGGCCUGGCGGCCAUGGCGUCUCCAUCUAGGAACUCACAGAGUCGACGCCGGUGCAAAGAGCCUCUCAGAUACAGCUAUAAUCCUGACCAGUUCCAUAACAUGGACAUCAGGAACAAUUCCCACGAGGCAGUCACCAUCCCUAGGUCUACCAGCGACACAGACCUUGUCACCUCAGACAGCCGCUCUACCCUGAUGGUCAGCAGCUCCUACUACUCCAUCGGGCAUUCGCAAGACCUAGUGAUAUACUGGGAUAUAAAGGAGGAGGUGGAUGCAGGGGACUGGAUUGGCAUGUAUCUCAUAGAUGAGGUCUUGUCUGAAAACUUUUUGGACUACAAGAACCGUGGGGUCAAUGGCUCUCACCGCGGGCAGAUUAUCUGGAAGAUUGAUGCCAGCUCUUACUUUGUGGAACCUGAAACAAAGAUCUGCUUCAAGUACUACCACGGUGUGAGCGGGGCAUUGCGAGCCACAACUCCGAGUGUCACGGUGAAAAACAGUGCAGCUCCUCAGAUUUUUAAAAGCAUCACCAAUGAAGAUUCAAUCCAGGGACAAGGAAGUCGGAGACUGAUCAGCUUUUCUUUGUCAGAUUUCCAGGCUUUUGGUCUGAAGAAAGGAAUGUUCUUCAAUCCAGAUCCUUAUCUAAAGAUUUCAAUCCAGCCUGGCAAACACAGCAUCUUCCCAGCGCUUCCUCAUCACGGACAGGAGAAGAGAUCUAAGAUCAUGUGUAACACUGUUAACCCAAUCUGGCAAGGAGAGCAGUUCAGCUUUGUCUCCCUGCCCACGGAUGUCUUGGAAAUAGAAGUUAAAGACAAAUUUGCCAAGAGCCGACCGAUCAUCAAACGCUUCCUGGGCAAGCUCUCGAUGCCGGUUCAGCGCCUCUUGGAAAGGCAUGCCAUUGGGGACAGAGUUGUAAGCUACACUCUGGGUCGCAGGCUUCCUACAGAUCAUGUCAGUGGCCAGCUGCAGUUCCGAUUUGAGAUAACUUCUUCCAUCCAUCCAGAUGAUGAAGAGGUCUCCAUUAGUGCAGAUCCUGAGCCAGCUGACCUCCAGGAAAGCCCUGUGAACAACCCUACAGAGGAAAGCCUCGGUGAGCCUCCAUGCAUCAACACAGUGACCUCAGAAAGUACAGCUCCAGAACAGCUAAAUGGAUACGGUGUGAACAGUGUGGAUAGCCCAGGGGCUGUCAAACCACCUGGGGAAGUCAACCAGAACAGCUUAAAUGAAGAGCUAGCAGGAGAUGGGGAGGUUGAUGCGGUGCCAGUUCCUGAGCCCUUGGAAUCCGUCCCGGGAGAUGCGUUGCCGCCUUUGAGUGCCACGGACCUCACGGAGCAGCUGGCUUUGCUGGCUUGCACGUCUCCUCCUGAGACUGAAGUUAGGCAAAAUAACAAAGCCAAUUCCAGUACUCAGGGAGAUGGUGAAGUCUUGACCAACAUAGAAACAUUAGAUAUUGAUGAGGUGAGUGCAGAUGUGCAGGCUGGCAAGGACCUAGAGAAGAGUCAGGAAGAAGAAGGGGCUUCAGCCCAGGAGGAGGAAGACAACAAGCUACAACUGAGGACCACAGCAAAGAGGAAAAACAGGCCAUGCUCCCUGCCCGUGUCUGAACUGGAGACAGUCAUAGCUUCUGCUUGUGGUGAGCCAGAGACCCCUCGCACACACUACAUACGGAUCCACAACCUGCUCCACAGUCUGCCCUCGGCGCAGAUGAGCAGUGAUGGGGAGGAAGAGCAAGAUGGUGGCAACGGUGGGGAGAACGACGAGGAGUCUACGGUCAAGGAGGUGCUGGAGAAGGAGGUGAUCAGUGAGAGCGAGACCGUGGCAGCAGAGCCUCCUCUCGAAAACGAGGCUGAAGAGAACUUCAGCCAGAGAACCGUGCCUCCUGGGGCCAUGGAUGAGCAACUCUCUGACUUACAGGAUGGGCUGUUGGAUGAGGAACACCCCAGGACAGGAAGCGAAAGCGAGUCCAGCUCCAGGCCCAAUGGUGACGAGUGCGAGGCGUGCGACACCUCUUGCUACAGCCCCUCCUGCUACAGCACUUCCUGCUACAGUACCUCUUGCUACAGCACUUCUUGCUACAGCACCUCCUGUUAUGACAGUAACAAUCGCUUCUCCAGCCAUACCCGCUUCUCCUCUGUCGACAGUGCAAAGAUAUCUGAGAGCACGGUCUUUUCCUCGCAGGAUGAUGAGGAGGAGGAGAACAGUGCUUUUGAGUCAGUGCCAGAUUCAGUGCAGAGCCCUGAGCUGGACAGGGAGCAAGCGGAUGGCUCCUCCCAGUGGCCAGAUGAACUAGUAGCUCAUGGUGGGAAUCCACAAAGAGCCACAGAGAGUCUAGACACCCCAGUAGCAGGUCCGAGCAGCAGAAGAGAAGGUGAUUGUCCUUUACUCCAUAAUUCUCAGCCAGUCAGCCAGCUUCCUUCUCUGAGGCCUGACCACCAUCACUACCCAACUAUCGAUGAGCCUCUUCCACCAAAUUGGGAAGCUCGGAUAGACAGCCACGGGAGGGUGUUCUACGUGGAUCACGUCAACCGAACCACCACGUGGCAGCGCCCCACAGCUGCGGCAACGCCAGAUGGGAUCCACAGGUCUGGCUCCAUCCAGCAAAUGGAGCAGCUGAACCGACGGUACCAAAAUAUCCAGCGAACCAUUGCAACAGAGCGGACUGAAGAUGAUGCUGUAGUGAACAACAGGGUGGAGAGAGUUCCUGCUGGAGGAGGGAGUGACUCUGAGGCUGAGCCUUCCCAGCCAAACUCAGAGGUUAGGAGGGAAGGUUCCCUUUCUCCUGUGAAUUCUCAAAAAAUCACCUUGUUGCUGCAGUCUCCAGCUGUGAAGUUCAUCACCAAUCCCGAGUUCUUCACUGUGCUGCAUGCAAACUACAGUGCCUACCGAGUCUUCACGAACAGCACCUGCUUGAAGCAUAUGAUACUGAAGAUCCGUAGAGAUGCUCGUAACUUUGAGCGCUAUCAGCACAACAGAGACCUGGUCAAUUUUAUCAACAUGUUUGCUGACACUCGGCUGGAGCUUCCUCGUGGCUGGGAGAUAAAAACUGACCAGCAGGGCAAGUCUUUCUUCGUGGACCACAACAGCCGUGCCACCACUUUCAUAGAUCCCAGGAUCCCACUGCAGAAUGGUCGCCUCCCCAAUCACCUGACUCACAGGCAACAUCUUCAGCGACUCCGUAGCUACAGUGCUGGAGAGGCCUCCGAAGUCUCUCGAAACAGAGGAGUGACUCUUUUGGCACGUCCUGGCAACAGUCUUGUAACAGCUAUUCGAAACCAGCAUCAUCAUGAGACAUUACCUCUGGCUUACAAUGACAAGAUUGUUGCAUAUCUACGCCAACCAAACAUUUUUGAGAUGCUGCAGGAGCGUCAGCCCAGCUUGGCCAGAAACCAUGCACUCAGGGAGAAGAUCCAUUACAUUCGGACAGAGGGCACACAUGGGCUUGAAAAGUUGUCCUGUGAUGCAGAUUUAGUCAUUCUGCUGAGCCUUUUCGAAGAGGAUAUAAUGUCCUACAUACCACUGCAGGCUGCCUUCCAUCCUGGCUACAGUUUCUCUCCUCGCUGUUCACCCUGUUCCUCACCCCAAAAUUCUCCAGGGCUGCAGCGAGCAAGUGCAAGAGCACCUUCUCCAUACAGGAGGGACUUCGAAGCCAAGCUGCGCAACUUCUAUCGAAAGCUUGAAGCCAAAGGGUAUGGGCAAGGUCCAGGUAAAAUUAAGUUAAUUAUACGACGUGAACACUUGCUGGAAGGCACCUUCAACCAGGUGAUGGCAUAUUCACGCAAGGAGCUCCAGCGCAACAAGCUCUACGUCACCUUUGUCGGCGAGGAAGGGUUGGAUUACAGUGGUCCCUCCCGAGAAUUCUUCUUCCUUCUGUCUCAGGAGCUCUUCAAUCCCUACUAUGGGCUGUUUGAGUAUUCAGCCAACGACACCUACACUGUACAGAUCAGCCCCAUGUCUGCCUUUGUUGAAAAUCACCUGGAAUGGUUCAGGUUCAGCGGUCGUAUUCUUGGCCUUGCUCUCAUUCAUCAGUACCUUCUUGAUGCUUUCUUCACAAGGCCCUUCUACAAAGCACUACUAAGGCUGCCAUGUGACUUAAGUGACUUAGAGUACCUGGAUGAAGAGUUCCAUCAGAGUUUGCAGUGGAUGAAGGAUAACAACAUCACAGACAUCCUGGAUCUAACCUUCACAGUGAACGAGGAGGUGUUUGGACAGGUGACAGAGAGAGAGUUGAAAUCUGGAGGGGCAAAUACAGCAGUGACAGAAAAGAACAAAAAGGAGUACAUUGAGAGAAUGGUUAAGUGGCGAGUGGAACGAGGAGUGGUUCAGCAAACAGAGGCUCUGGUCCGUGGCUUCUACGAAGUUGUAGACUCCAGACUUGUCUCUGUUUUUGAUGCCAGAGAACUGGAGCUGGUUAUAGCUGGUACUGCAGAAAUAGAUCUCAAUGACUGGCGUAACAACACAGAAUAUCGUGGAGGUUACCAUGAUGGACACAUAGUCAUACGGUGGUUCUGGGCAGCAGUGGAGAGGUUUAACAACGAGCAGAGGCUGCGGCUGUUGCAGUUUGUCACUGGGACAUCAAGCGUGCCCUACGAGGGCUUUGCAGCUCUCCGGGGGAGCAAUGGGCUGCGGCGCUUCUGUAUAGAGAAAUGGGGGAAGAUCACCUCCCUCCCGAGGGCACACACAUGUUUCAACCGUUUGGAUCUUCCACCUUACCCCUCCUAUUCUAUGCUGUAUGAAAAGCUGCUGACAGCUGUUGAAGAAACUAGCACCUUUGGACUUGAAUGAGGGGGUUCAGGCACUCCUGGUGUUUUUUUCUGGCUGAUGAUGUCACCUUCCCUGUCCACCAUCAUUUGAUCUUGGUUUCCCAUGUUUUUACUUUUGAAACCAAACCAACCAACCAACAAACAAUCAAGAUUAACGAAAGCUGUGCAUGAAGAACUGCCACCCUCUUCUAAGAUCUAACCUUCAUGCUUUCAUCCCGUUUCCAAUGGACUGCUAGUCUGUAUGCAAUAGAAAACCAACUGUCUCAAGGUUUCUGUAUAUCUCUACAUACCUCCAUUAAUAACAAUGAAAAUACAAAUGCAAGUUACACUACACUUGACCAAAUGUUAAUAAAUGUUUACUUCCACCUACGUUGAUUAAAAAAUAAAGUAAAAAAACCUUCA
Molecule: messenger RNA, 5451 nt
Organism: Pogoniulus pusillus (Red-fronted tinkerbird)
Lineage: Eukaryota; Metazoa; Chordata; Aves; Piciformes; Lybiidae
Gene: HECW1
Product: HECT, C2 and WW domain containing E3 ubiquitin protein ligase 1
Exons: 29
Coding region: 245-5071 (1608 amino acids)
Biological process (GO): protein polyubiquitination; regulation of dendrite morphogenesis
Cellular component (GO): cytoplasm
Molecular function (GO): protein binding; ubiquitin protein ligase activity
Source: RefSeq, a predicted model, not a curated record